AGGUAGAAAGUCUUCUCUCUCACAAUGUUCAGCCAUGACAACCUACCAUAACCGAAUGUUAGGAGAUAGCAGAGUGUCAAAGAUGGUUGAAAAAGCCAAUGUAUUUGAAGAAACGACAAAGGUUUUGGCUAGAAAGUUAGGGUUAAAGAGCGAAGAAGUUUCUGCUUUAGCCGAUGUCAGUUUAAAAUCAAGCAAGUUGGGAAGUAUGUUCAGUGAAGAUGAAGAGCAAAAAACGUGUAGUUGUGCACAAAAAUACCGGGAAUUUGACGGAACGUGUAACCGUUUACAAUCUCCUAAAGACGGUUCUGCUUUCACCUGUUUGACAAGACUUCUUCCAGCCAAAUACGCUGACGGACCCCGGGAUCAGUUAAAUUCUCCCACCAGUUGCGUUGACGGUUCCAUGAUUUACGGAAGUGAUCUUCACACCGUUCAAUCACUGCGACUAUUUCAAGACG
Limulus polyphemus (Atlantic horseshoe crab) is the source of this 455-nucleotide messenger RNA. RefSeq names its product peroxidasin-like protein. Gene Ontology annotation, biological process: response to oxidative stress. The record is from RefSeq and is a predicted model, not a curated record. Lineage: Eukaryota; Metazoa; Arthropoda; Merostomata; Xiphosura; Limulidae. Gene Ontology annotation, molecular function: peroxidase activity; heme binding. The transcript is spliced from 3 exons. The annotation marks the transcript as partial.